Molecule: messenger RNA, 1542 nt
Organism: Australozyma saopauloensis
Lineage: Eukaryota; Fungi; Ascomycota; Pichiomycetes; Serinales; Metschnikowiaceae
Gene: GLR1
Product: glutathione-disulfide reductase
Exons: 1
Coding region: 1-1542 (513 amino acids)
Biological process (GO): cell redox homeostasis; cellular response to oxidative stress; glutathione metabolic process
Cellular component (GO): mitochondrion; cytosol
Molecular function (GO): glutathione-disulfide reductase (NADPH) activity; flavin adenine dinucleotide binding; NADP binding
Source: RefSeq, a predicted model, not a curated record
AUGUUCAAUUUGAAGCAACCCAAAUUUAACAACUCGAUAUCCCGCCUUCUUCAAGUCCAACGUCAAUUUGCAAUGGCUCCUGUACAACAACAAAUCGCUAAACACUACGACUACCUCGUUAUUGGAGGUGGUUCUGGAGGUGUGGCCUCGGCCCGCCGUGCUGCUCAAUACGGAGCAAACGUGCUUCUUGUCGAAGCUAAGUACAAACAACUUGGAGGAACAUGUGUCAAUGUGGGCUGUGUUCCCAAAAAGGUCAUGUGGUACGCUGCUGAUAUGGCUCACAAGAAGGAGCAAUUGAAGGCCUAUGGUCUCACUGAAGAGAAGCUUCACACAAACUACGGAGACUUCCAAUGGAAGAUGUUCAAGGAUAAGAGAGACGCCUAUGUCAAGAGACUCAAUGGCAUUUAUGAGAAGAAUUUGGAGAGAGAGAAGGUCGACUAUGUCUAUGGUUACGCUGCCUUUGCUAACGAGAAUGGUGAUGUAGAGGUCACUUUAUCUGCUGACCAGGAGAUUCCGUUCUUGUCCGCUUCGCACAAAAAGAAUGAGAAAUUGGUCUUUUCGGCCGACAAAGUGCUCAUUGCUACUGGUGGUGAGGCCAUCAUUCCUCCUUCCGUGGAGGGCUCCGAGUUGGGAAUUACAUCUGACGGUUUCUUCGAGCUCGAGACCCAGCCUAAGUCUGUUGCAAUUGUUGGUGUCGGCUACAUUGGUGUUGAGCUUGCAGGUGUCUUCACUAGUCUUGGAACCAAAACCGAUUUGGUCGCUCGUGGUGACACUGUGUUGAGAGCUUUCGACGACAUCAUCCAAACCACAAUUACAGACUACUAUGUGGACAGAUUGGGUGUGAAUGUGAUCAAGAACUCUGGAAGUGUCACAAAGGUCGAGGCCGCAGGUGACAAAAAGAAGGUUUACUUGGGAAAUGGCGAGGUCUUGGAAACUGACGUUUUGAUCUGGACUCUCGGUAGAAAAGCUUUGCUCAACAUGGGUAUCGACAAGGUUGGCCUUGAGUUGGGUAAGAAGGGUCAUAUUGUUGUAAAUGAGUGGCAGGAGACUUCCCACCCUAAGAUUUAUUCUUUGGGUGAUGUGGUUGGAAACGUUGAAUUGACUCCUGUUGCCAUUGCAACUGGUCGUAAAUUGUCCAACAGACUCUUCUCCGGCAAUGAGGUCUAUGCUCAAGACAAAAUGGACUUCAGCAAUGUUCCAUCUGUCGUAUUUUCCCACCCAGAGGCUGGAUCCAUCGGAUUGACUACGAAACAAGCAAUCGAGAAGUAUGGCGAGGAGAAUCUUAAAAUCUACAACACUAAAUUCACUCCUAUGUUUUAUGCCAUGAUGGAAACUGAUGCCGACAAGUCCCCAAUUGCCUACAGACUUAUUUGUGCUGGUCCAGAGGAGAAGGUCGUUGGUUUGCACUUGGUUGGUGACUCUUCUGCAGAGAUUUUGCAAGGUUUUGGUGUCGCCAUCAAGAUGGGUGCCACCAAGGCUGACUUCGACAGUUGUGUUGCCAUUCACCCAACGUCCGCAGAGGAGCUUGUCACUUUGAGAUAG